AUGGCUGGUGUCUUGAGCAAGCGCCAGCAGGCGCGUAACGAAAAAGUCCUCCAUGAUCUGGUCCAGUCCGUCCCAGGAAAUAACUUCUGCGCCGACUGUCAGGCACGGAACCCAGCAUGGGCCUCAUGGAGUCUGGGUGUGUUUCUUUGCAUGAGAUGUGCUGCUAUCCAUCGAAAAUUGGGCACGCACGUCUCCAAGGUGAAAUCCUUGAGCAUGGACAGCUGGUCUAACGAGCAAGUCGAGAACAUGAAAAAGGUCGGUAAUGUCAGGUCCAACCAGAUCUACAACCCAGACAACAAAAAGCCACCCGUUCCCAUCGAUGCCGACGAGGCCGACUCCGCCAUGGAACGCUUUAUUCGCACCAAAUACGUCAACAAUAAUCCUGCUCCUGUGAGGAAACACCACUCGGCUCUCUCUGACGAGGGUGUCCCGCCACCGCUACCGCCGAAAUCGGGAGGCAAGUUUGGCUUCAGAUCCGCUUCGUCGAUUUUCCCCCUGUCGUCUCGCUUGAGAAAGGAUUCGUCGUUGCGCAGCACCCCGAGCCCCAUGGACGUUCCCGGAACCCCUCCCCCCAACGAUCUGCCGAACAAACCCUCCAAGGUGUUCGGCGCCAGUGUUUCUUACGAGCAGGAAGACACGGAAAAAAAACUGGCGAGCUUGCGGGACAUGGGGUUUUCUGACGGCCAGCGGAACGCAAUGGUGCUAAAGGGAGUCAGCGGUAACUUGGAGCGAGCCAUCGAGACCUUGGUACGCUUGGGGGAGAGUGACAGGAGGUCGCCAUCAUUGACUGGACAUCGUGACAGCUCGUUGCGCGCGACGCGCUCGCAUGCGAACCUGUCGACGUCGAGUGGUCUAUCUACGGCACAGCAAACAUUCAGUGACCAUGCUCAGUCCCCUUCGACCGCCUCUAGCAACAACCCCUUUGACAUGUUGCCGCCGCAGCCACAGUCUUCUCAGUCGACGGGCACGCUACAGAACAAGAACCCGUAUGCAAACAACCCGUUCGGAGCGCCGACGCAGCAGCAGCAAGACAUCGAACAGGCCUUUGCCAACAUGUCCCUGGCACCUACUCAGCCUCUGUUCCCCCAUCACACUGGCGGUCUCCCAGCUUCGCAACCAUUCGCACAACCUCAGCAGAUGUAUCAGCAGUCGAUGACGCCGCCGGUGCCGCAGCAGCAGCAGCAGAAUUACAGCCAUUCCAUGAGCUUUAAUAGUAAUAUGACGCAUCCUCAACCAAUGCAGCCGCAGAUGACAGGUUACAACCCGUUCCUUACGAAUCAGGUGCAGCCUCAGCAGCAACAGAGCCUCGGGAUCAACACUGCUUCGGCGUCUGGCCCGUUUGCCAACAACCCCUUCACGCGAUCUCCAACGCGGAUACAGUCCCCCACGCUGGGCCAAAUACCCGAGCAAUCGCAAACGAGCUUCUACACCAACUCGCCGCAAACGAUGUCGAUGCACAACAGCAAUCCGUUUUUCGCGCAGAUGGGCCCACAGCCGCAAGCCCAGCAACAAAUGCAGCAGCAGCAGUUUCAGCACGAUCAGUACUCCUUCCAGCAACAGGAGCAGAACCCGUUCCAUCAGCAGGGUCAACGGCAGUUCCAACCCCAGGGCCACCAACAGUUCCAGCAACAGGGGCAGCCUUUCCAGCAGCAAGAAACGGGCCAGCAACAAUACCAAGCCCCGGCUCCUCAGCCAAUGUACCAGCAGCUUCAGCAACCCCAGCGGCCGGACAAGGCUUCAAUCUUGGCCUUGUACAACUACCCGCAAUUGGCUCCUCAGCCUUUCACCGGCCAGACACAAACACAGGAAGCGGCGCAGGCGGAAACCACGGCGCCCCAGCAUCUGAACCACGACACAAAUACGUCGACGCAGACGGCAGGGAGCAAGAAUCCCUUCUUGGCAAACGGAACCACAUCACCAGUCGUGGCCCCGGUCCAAGGAAUUGGAACGGAGGUAGGACCACGCAAGCCGGGCGUCAGCCGAGAGAGUAUGGCAUUUACAGACAUGCAAUGGACAAACGGUCGUCACAGCCCGGAUGCGUUUGCCAGUCUGAGCGCGAGGCACAUGUAA
Molecule: messenger RNA, 2070 nt
Organism: Colletotrichum graminicola M1.001
Lineage: Eukaryota; Fungi; Ascomycota; Sordariomycetes; Glomerellales; Glomerellaceae
Product: UBA/TS-N domain-containing protein
Exons: 4
Coding region: 1-2070 (689 amino acids)
Biological process (GO): intra-Golgi vesicle-mediated transport; endoplasmic reticulum to Golgi vesicle-mediated transport; endocytosis
Cellular component (GO): Golgi apparatus
Molecular function (GO): GTPase activator activity; protein binding
Source: RefSeq, a predicted model, not a curated record